This is a messenger RNA of Vitis vinifera (wine grape), 4163 nucleotides long. RefSeq names its product FAM10 family protein At4g22670. The record is from RefSeq and is a predicted model, not a curated record. The transcript is spliced from 11 exons. Bases 171 to 1409 code for a protein of 412 amino acids. Gene Ontology annotation, molecular function: Hsp70 protein binding; protein dimerization activity. Lineage: Eukaryota; Viridiplantae; Streptophyta; Magnoliopsida; Vitales; Vitaceae.
CUAGUGAAUAAAAAUAGAAAAGAAAAUCUGAAGCCUAUCCUUUAGAAGCUACUAGAAGAAGCCACUCUCAGCACUUUCUGGCCGUUUCGUAAGCGGGGAGAAGGAAGGAAAAGAGGGGAAAAAAAAGAAGGGAGCACGCUAGAAUCUGUGCAAAACAUCAGACCUAGGCCAUGGAUGGCGAUAAGCUCGACCAGUUGAAGCAAUUCAUCGAACAGUGCAAAGCUGAUCCAUCCAUUCUCAGCAAUCCUACGCUUUCCUUUUUCCGCGACUACUUGGAGAGUCUGGGUGCUGAUCUUCCUCCUUCUGCUUACAAGAGUGGAGAUUCGAAAUCGAAAAACUAUGUGGUGGAGGAGAGCGAUGAGGAAAUGGCGGACCUCCAAGACCCGCAAGAGGAAGGGGACGACAGCGAUAUAGUCGAGUCCGAUGUUGAGCUCGAAGGCGAUACUGUUGAUCCUGAUAAUGAUCCGCCGCAAAAGAUGGGGGACCCAACAGUGGAGGUUUCGGAAGAAGAUCGUGAUGCUUCUCAAAUGGCAAAAGGGCAAGCCAUGGAAGCUAUUUCCGAAGGUAAGUUGGAGGAAGCAAUUGGGCAUCUGACUGAGGCGAUUUUGCUCAACCCAACAUCAGCAAUUAUGUAUGGAACCAGAGCUAGUGUGUACAUCAAAAUGAAGAAGCCCAAUGCUGCUAUCCGGGAUGCCAAUGCAGCUUUAGAGAUUAAUCCAGAUUCUGCUAAAGGGUACAAGUCCCGUGGCAUAGCAAGAGCAAUGCUCGGCCAGUGGGAAGAGGCAGCAAAGGAUCUCCACUUGGCGUCAAAGUUAGAUUAUGAUGAGGAGAUAAGUGCUGUACUUAAGAAGGUUGAGCCUAAUGCACACAGGAUCGAGGAACACCGUAGGAAGUAUGAAAGGUUGCGCAAAGAAAAAGAGGACAAGAAGAUUGAACGUGAGAGACAACGUCGACGGGCUCAAGCUCAGGCUGCAUAUGAGAAGGCUAAGAAGCAAGAGCAGUCAUCAUCCAGUAGAACUCAUGAAGGCAUGCCAGAAGGUUUUCCUGGGGGAAUGCCGGAAGGUUUUCCUGGGGGGAUGCCGGAAGGUUUUCCUGGGGGAAUGCCGGGAGGUUUUCCUGGGGGAAUGCCUGGCGGUUUUCCUGGGGGAAUGCCAGGAGGCUUUCCUGGGGGUAUGCCUGGAGGAUCCCCUGGUGGCAUGCCAGGGGGGAUGCCUGGAAACGUUGAUUAUAGCAAAAUAUUGAAUGAUCCUGAACUAAUGGCAGCAUUCAAAGAUCCAGAAGUGAUGUCAGCUCUUCAAGAUGUGAUGAAGAACCUGAGUCAUUCGAACCUGAGUCACCCAAUUUUACCACUGAACCCAUGUCAUCCCUUGUUCCAGCCAGUGUCACUCGCAAUUUCCACAGGUUCCUAAGGUGUGUUCAAGGGAAAAGGCCAUUCCAGAACAAAAGCAAGUCCAAGAAUCCAACUCAGACCCUGGGAAUGAAAUCACGGUAAGAUCAGACCCACCUUUACAUACACAACUUGGUGAAACUUCCACUGACUCAACAGACAACCUAGACUUAAACAUUCCUAUUGCUGUUAGAAAAGGCACCAGAGAAUGCACUAACCGACCACUCUAUCCACUAUCACACUAUGUGUCUCUUAAGCACCUAUCACUAGCCCACAAAAAUUUUAUUGUGAGUCUAAACACCACUAUCAUCCCUAACACUGUUUCUGAGGCAUUGAUAAAAAGGGAAUGGAAGGAUGCUAUGAGAGAGGAGAUGAGUGCAUUAGAAAAAAAUAAAACAUGGGAGAUUGUUGAAAGACUGAAAGGGAAAAACAUUGCUGAUUGCAAGUGGAUUUUCACACUAAAAUAUAAGGCUGAUGAAUCUCUUGAGAGACAUAAAGCAAGAUUGGUAGCCAAAGGGUACAUUCAAACUUAUGGAGUUGAUUAUCAGGAGACUUUUGCUCCAGUUGCAAAAAUGAAUACUGUAAGAAUCCUGCUGUCACUGGCUACCCACUACAAUUGGUAACUCCUACAGUAUGAUGUUAAAAAUGCAUUUCUUCAUGGUGAUUUAGAUGAAGAGAUUUACAUGAACAUUCCACUGGGAUUUGAGGGAAACACAGGUAACAAGGUGUGUAAGCUGAAAAAGGCCCUUUAUGGGCUAAAACAAUCUCUUAGGGCUUGGUUUGAGAGAUUUGCAAAAGUCAUGAAAGAGUUUGGGUACAAACAAAGCCAAGGUGACCACACUCUCUUUAUUAAGCACUUGGCUUCAAGGAGAGUAACUGCUCUUCUAGUCUAUGUUGACGACAUCAUAGUGACUGGAAAUGAUGAGAGAGAAAAGCAUGAAUUGAAGCAGAGAUUAGCAACAAAGUUUGAGAUAAAGGAAUUAGGAAAACUGAAGUACUUCCUCAGUAUUGAGGUGACAUAUUCCACACAAGGGAUCUUCAUCUCUCAACAAAAGUGUGUGACUGAUUUAUUGGCAGAAAUAGGGAAGAUUGGGUGUAAACCAGUCUCUACCCCAAUGGAUCCAAACCACAAGUUGGGAGAAGCUAAAGAAGAACCAAUGGUGGAUAAAAGAAUGUACCAGAGGCUGGUUGGUAGGCUCAUAUACCUUGCUCAUACUCGGCCAGGCAUCGCCUACGCGGUGAGCGUGAUCAGUCAAUUCAUGCAUGAUCCAAGAGAACCUCAUUUUCAAGCUGCUUACAGGGUGCUGCAUUACUUGAAGGGCAACAUCGGGAAAGGAAUUUUGUUCAAGAAGAGCAAUACUCUUGCUUUAGAAGCAUACACCGACGCUGACUAUGCAGGUUCCCUAGUGGAUCGAAGAUCAACUACAGGGUAUUGUACUUUUCUUGGAGGUAAUCUGGUAACAUGGAGAAGUAAAAAGCAGAAUUUGAUAGCAAGGUUGUCUGUAGAAUUAGAGUUUAGGACCAUUGCUCAAGGGUUGUGUGAACUACUUUGGCUGAAGAUUAUUCUAGAUGAUUUGAGAAUCAAGUGGGAUGGUCCUAUGAAGCUUUGUUGUGACAACAAGUCAACUAUCAAUAUUGCUUAUAACCCUAUACAACACGAUAUGACAAAACAUAGUGAGAUUGAUAGACAUUUCAUCAAAGAAAAAUUGGAAGAAGGAGUAGUGUGUAUGUCCUAUGUUCCAUCAUAACAUUAAUUAGCUGAUAUCCUAACAAAAAGGUUGAACAGUUCAAUGUUUCACGAUCUUGUAUUCAAGCUGGGAAUGAAAGAUAUCCAUUCCUCAGUUUGAGGGGGAGUGUUGAGCGGUAAAUAAAAUAGGAGAAUUAUUUUCCUAUUAUGUUAGUUUUCUAUUUCUGUAAAUAGAUAGUUUUGUCAGUUUCCUAUUAUGUCUCUUGUUUCCUAUUUCUUCUCUUGUAAUAUCCUAUAUAAACUAUGUAUAAUCAAUAUAAUAGAUAGAAUUUAUUAUUUUUCAUCCCAUAUUUCGUGUCAAGUAUUGUAAACUUUAGUGUGGAGUUAUAAGUGUUUAAAGUUUUAAGUAUUGAAUCUUUCAAAUUUUCUGUGUUGAAUUUGAUUUAAAUGUUUGAUAAAAUAAAAAGAAUUUAAAUAUGAAAACUUUUUAUUUUGCAUAUUUGUCCUUGGAAUUAUGAAUGACUUAAAAAAAAUAUUGCAUCAUAAACUUGCAUAGAAUCCAUUUAAAAUAACCUAUUUUAAUAUUGUGUUAUUUUAAUACAAUAUUAAGUCACUUCAUACAAGAUCCCCUAUCUAACUAUUUAAAACUUAUGUAUUUAUUUAUUUUUAAAAACAAGAGCAGUUAUUAAUAAAAAGUUCUUGUUUCAACAAAUAAAAAAUAAAUCCAAUUUAAAAAUUGAAAAUAUAUUGAUAAGUUAUCAAAACAUUUAUUCUUUAUAUUAAAAAAGAAAAAAAAUUAAAAAAACUAAAUCCGGUUAGAAAAAUUUAAAGUAUAUUAAUGUCAUCAAAAUUUUUAUUUUUUAUAUUAGAAAAGAAAAAAAUCAUAAAAAAUUCAUCAAUUAAGCUUAUUACAAGGAUUUAGCAUUUAAAAUAAGUUGAAAGAUAAAACUAUAAUCUAAAAAUUGUAAAUCCUUAUAAAUUACUUGCCAUGUUUAACUUUUAGUGGAAUUAAGGUUCAUUUACUUGAGGAUGAAAAUAUCGAAAACUCAAAGAAUAUAUGUGGUUGGAUUUUAUUGAAAUUUUGGGAAA